Molecule: messenger RNA, 1239 nt
Organism: Rubroshorea leprosula
Lineage: Eukaryota; Viridiplantae; Streptophyta; Magnoliopsida; Malvales; Dipterocarpaceae
Source: the annotation of a GenBank genome assembly
AUAUUUAGGAUGCAAUGAAGGGGAGAUUAGAUCAUUGUUUUCCUUGAUAAUAAGUACAAAAUAACUGCAGGUUUUUUUACAGAGAACACCAUAAUUGUAGCUGAAGGUGAGAUGCUUCUAGAGGGAAUAUUUCAGGUAAUUACAUGUGGAUUUCCCCCGUUAGAGGACAGAGAUAAAUCACUCAAAGCACUUUCUGGCCUUGACUUCUUUGGUGGUGGUAUGCUAACAAGGGAGGAGACGCUCAGACUUGCAGAUCUGGAAAGGAAAGCAGAAAAUGACAUGUUUGUCAUACUUUCUGACAUUUGGUUGGAUGAUGAAGAGAGAAGGCUGUACGAAAGGUGGAGACUGUCCUAGAUGGUUUUGAGAAUGUGGAGGUUGUUCCUUCCUUAUUUGUCUUCAUGGGGAACUUUUGUUCUCGUCCAUGUAAUCUUUCCUUCCAUUCUUUUUCAAGUCUCAGAUUGCAGUUUGGCAAGCUGGGUGAAAUAAUUGCAGCCCAUCCACGGUUGAAAGAGCAUAGUCGAUUUCUCUUUAUUCCUGGUCCUGAUGAUGCAGGUCCAUCAACUGUUCUACCUCGUUGUGCUUUACCAAGAUAUCUAACUGCAGAGCUCCUGAAGCAUGUUCCAAAUGCCAUAUUUUCAAGUAAUCCUUGCAGAAUAAAGUUCUACACCCAGGAAAUAGUAUUUUUUCGCCAGGAUCUGCUAUAUAGAAUGCGUCGGUCUUGUUUGAUACCCCCCUCUACUGAAGAAACUAAUGAUCCUUUUGAGCAUCUUGUUGCCACCAUAACCCAUCAAAGCCAUCUCUGCCCACUGCCUCUUUUCAUUCAGCCCAUUAUCUGGAAUUAUGACCACUGUCUACAUCUGUAUCCAACCCCACAUACGAUAGUUUUAGGUGACAGAAGCGAGCAGAGGGCAUUCAAAUACACUGGAAUCACUUGCUUCAAUCCAGGUUCCUUCUCAAGUGAUAGCACUUUUGUAGCAUAUCGUCCUUGCACACAGGAAGUUGAGUUUUCAUCCUUGUGAAUAUCAAAAUUUUAUCGUUUUAACAUUUGAGAGAGGAGCUGCCAUCUCUUACUAGUAUUGUCUUGAAGUCAUGAUUAAAAUUUUCAAAUUCCAUAGUGCUUAGCUGCCAACAAUUUGUCAUUUACUAAAAAUCUUCUAUUGUAAAUUUCCUUGGGUAAUUGGUAUUAUUAGUGGAAACAUUUUCAAUCAUUUUCUGUCAAAAUACAUUAGAUUGUUUAUU